Molecule: messenger RNA, 2144 nt
Organism: Carassius auratus (goldfish)
Lineage: Eukaryota; Metazoa; Chordata; Actinopteri; Cypriniformes; Cyprinidae
Product: leiomodin-1-like
Exons: 2
Coding region: 51-2027 (658 amino acids)
Biological process (GO): myofibril assembly; pointed-end actin filament capping; muscle contraction
Cellular component (GO): myofibril; cytoskeleton; striated muscle thin filament
Molecular function (GO): tropomyosin binding
Source: RefSeq, a predicted model, not a curated record
GAUAUCCAACAUUACACUCAGCCUGUCAACAUUAAAUAUAUCCAAAGAAAAUGUCCAGACUAAAGGUCUCAGAGAGUCAGGGGAGCGAGGAGUCGGACACGGAGCUGCUGCUCGAGACGCUCUCUCCGGAGGAGGUGGAGGAGCUCGUGCGGGAGCUCGUUUACAUCGAGCCAGACCCGAAUGUACCGGUGGGAUUCCUUCAGCGGAACCAGACCGACAAACUGCCAUCCAGAGGAUAUGACAGAGACGCUAUGCUGGACUACUGUGAGCGGGAGACCAAGAAACUAAUCCGGAGAGAGCUGAGCGCAGAGGGAGGGGAUGGCAAAAGGAGAGAUCGACUCCACAGGAUGAGGAGCAGAGAGUUUUCCAGGUCACCGAGUGACGAUCCUCUUGACACGGAGAGCAGAAAUACUGAGAGCGAAAAAGAUCAGGAUAGAGCAAGAGAAAUGGAGGAUGACUCUAAAAAUGUAUCUAAUGAAGAUGAAAAAGGCAAAGAGAGGAUAGGUAAUAAGACAGAAAGUGGAAAGGAGCUUUCUAGAAAAGAAAGAGGAAGCAGCAAAACUCUUGACCUCAUAUCUAAACUGCAAGAGAAAAAAGAUGAUAAAAAAGAAAGAGGGAGAAGGGAGGGAAAAAAAGUCAGUGAAAACUCUAAAAUACGAGGGUUGGUCUCCAAACUACAAGACACAGAAGAUCUAAAAGUAAAAGACAAUAAGGCAGAUGUCAAGAAACAAUAUGAAAGCAGAAAUAAAACCAUAGAAGAUCCAAAGAACAACAGAGCAGAAGGAAGAGUAAACAUUAAAGAUGUAGAAACAGCGGGAAAGAAAAGCAGAUCUGGAAAAAUAGAAGAAAUAAGCAGAAGAGAGAGGGUAGAGGAGGAUGAGAAACAUCACUCACAGAGAGAUACAACCAGAGCACAGAAAGAGAGAGAAAAAGAAGAAAACAACAAGGUGAAAAUAUCUACCAUUUCCAGCCAUAAAACCUCAUUGAACUCUUAUGGCACGGAUGACCGUUCUGUUACCACUGAGGAGGACGAGUCUUUUAGUGAAGAUGUGGACAGUGACACUGGGUCCAGCAUGUUUGAGGACCUUGUGGAGCAGGUUCGCAGCGAUGACCCUGAACUAACAGAGCUCAACGUCAAUAAUUCAGACGCCAUUAAGGGAGACACCCUGAUACAGUUUGCAGAGGGUCUUCGCAGCAACACUCACAUCAAAACCUUCUGCCUUGCAAACACAAGAGCGGACGAUCAUGUUGCGUUUGCCAUCGCUGGAACCCUACGAGAUAACUCCACCCUGACCAGCGUCAACCUCGACUCGAAUCAUUUGACAGGCAAAGGCAUCCUGGCCAUCAUCAACUCUCUCCAGCACAACAGCACGCUUAUGGAGCUGAGGUUUCAUAACCAGAGACACAUCUGUGGAGGGAAGACGGAAAUGGAGAUGGCCAGAGUCUUACGGGACAACUCUUCACUGUUGAAGCUGGGAUAUCACUUUGAGCUGGCCGGGCCCAGGAUGACCAUGACAAACAUCUUGAGCCGAAACAUGGACAGGAAGAGGCAGCAACGGCUAGAAACGCAAAAACUCACCAGACAGGAGACUAUGUCCAGGCCAUGUGACGUUAAGAGCUCACCUGAGAAGAAUAAGCUGACAAUAUCGUCCAUCAACACUCAUAAGAACGACUCUAAAUUUGCUGCCCUCUCAAAAUUCACUUCUGCUCAGGAAACUCCUAAAGCUCCUCUCACAAAGUCACCAUCUAGACCCCUCCCAUCUGAGGUACCUGGGAAGAAAGAAGGGGCAACAGGAAGUCGACAAGCUCCUCCUCCACCCCCUCCUGGCCCAGCGUUAGAUGUUCAGGCCCUGAGGAGGUCGCUGACCCCAAUCUCUCAGAAGAAACCAGACGGCAGUGCAGCUGUCCGACAGACGGACAGGAGCUCCAGAGAUCAGCUACUGGACUCUAUCAGAAACUGCAGCAUGAAUGCUCUCAAAAAGGUGACACGGACAUCACAUUUCAUUUCUACACAUGCCAGUACAUGACCAAACAUUUAAACACCAUCAUCUCAAUAAGAAGAUGUGAAGGCUUCUUUCUACAGCAUUAUAUUCCUAAGAUAUUUUAAUGCAAGUUAAACUUUUAUAAUGUUUGGCCCUCUACAC